This is a messenger RNA of Fusarium oxysporum Fo47, 1409 nucleotides long. RefSeq names its product Zn(II)2Cys6 transcription factor domain-containing protein. Gene Ontology annotation, biological process: regulation of DNA-templated transcription. The record is from RefSeq and is a predicted model, not a curated record. Bases 284 to 1255 code for a protein of 323 amino acids. The transcript has 2 exons. NCBI's taxonomy places the organism in Eukaryota, Fungi, Ascomycota, Sordariomycetes, Hypocreales, Nectriaceae. Gene Ontology annotation, molecular function: DNA-binding transcription factor activity, RNA polymerase II-specific; zinc ion binding.
UUGGAGUAGGAUCCGCUGAUUGUCACUCUCACGUUAUUCACAUGAGAUCCAUCCGGUUGUUCCCUGUCGGGCUUACAAGAUGAUGAGCUCUUGAAUCCUACAACUGAACAUCUCUCAAUCUUGGUCUAUCUUCUUAUAUAGUUCAUACUACUUCUCUCUCAUAUCCUUUACAUAAUGUCUCCCGAUCUACAAGAUCCUGCCAAUAGGAGAGCUUCAUGUGAUCAGUGCAGUAUGUCCGCCGACCUUUCCCGCUUACACUUGGGGUCCAUAACUUAUAUUGCGCAUGCUGAUCAAUCUGCAAGGACAAAAGAAGCUCAAAUGUGACGGAAGCUAUCCAUCUUGUGGGCGAUGCUCUACUCUUGGAGAGCCGUGCAAGUUCUCGGCGCGUAUGCCGAUGGGAAGACCCAAGAAGAGGAAGAUAGCCUCCGAGAAUGAGGCCCAGGAGAGCAGUGCGAGCAGAACUUCACCAUCGACUUUGGCGAUGAGUAUUGGGAGUGACACUGGUAGUGAUAUGGGAAGAAGAGCGAGCUUUGAUCCGUGCCAACAUAUGUCUGAAGAUGCACCAUUGGAUUUGAUACCUCUUGGAAACGAGACAAAUGUUGACCCGAAAUUAUUGGCAUUUGAAUCCGACCCAGGCCAACAGACAUGCGCCUGUCUCGCAAGCUUAUACUUGUCACUAGAAGAAGUUCGGAAAGCAGAUGAUUUGCCCUUCACAGCACGGUUAUCCGUUCUGCGGCAUUUGACGACAACAGCAGCAGGGAUCAUACAGUGUCAGGUAUGCCCAACAAAGUUUCUAUGGGCAAUGCAGAAUGCUCAACUCCUCAACACGCUUAUUAUAUCUUUGGCGGAAGGAUAUAAAAAGAUCGUGAAGUCAGUUGAGGACGAAACGAAACGAGCUCAGGAUGCCAGGGAAUCAAAAGAAUUGUACAUAAGCGAAGGCCAAACGCUAGAGGCACCAUCGCAAAACGACGCGUUAGGAUUCUCGCUGAGCCUGGACCCUCGGGAUUGGAAAAGCAUCGCCAACAAAGCAAUCAAAUCCGAACUUUUUGGUACGCCACAUUCGAGCUCCAUGUCUUUUGUGGCGAUGUUGCAGUUGAUGGAGGAUAGACAGAACUUAUGGCAUUCCGGAACGAGUCAUGUACCGCCGGGUAUAGGACAUCGGUUGGCACAUCAGAUGCAUGAUAAGGAUCCGCAUUGUGUGUCGGUUGUUAAGCAUACGAGGGACAUGAUAAGUCAUUUGUUGGCGGAUGUUUGAGUGGCUGGUUUGAUACCCAAGAUCAGGAGCAUUAGCCUUCUUUAAUUUGAUUGUUUACUGUCUUCAUGGCCUAGUGCUUCCGCUAUCCUAGAGGUUGGAAGAGAAUACUUUUGAUACGCGAACACAAUGUGAGGAAAGGAAAGUCUUUACUGAA